This is a messenger RNA of Verticillium nonalfalfae, 312 nucleotides long. RefSeq lists its product as uncharacterized. The record is from RefSeq and is a predicted model, not a curated record. Bases 1 to 312 code for a protein of 103 amino acids. The transcript is spliced from 2 exons. Lineage: Eukaryota; Fungi; Ascomycota; Sordariomycetes; Glomerellales; Plectosphaerellaceae.
AUGCCGAACAUUUCAGAUUCCAUUAUGCAGAACCUCCGCGAGCUGGAGCAGUACUACAAUGAGGUCCAUAUCAACGAGGAGGAAAAGGAGGAGAUGCCAGCUCUGGAGGAAGUCCUAAGCCCGGCCCAAGGGGAAUCCGAGUCGAUUGCAAAGAGUUUCGGGAGGACUAAGACCUUUGUGCCCUCGCACAGCCAUCCCAGUGCUGGCGAGCACUCCGUCAUGGGUCUCCUGACGGCACCGAUCGACCAUGUUGCCGACGUUUUCAGGAAGUUCCCGGAAAACACCAUCUCAUCGAGCACCUCAACCAAGUAG